This is a messenger RNA of Pocillopora damicornis (cauliflower coral), 1650 nucleotides long. RefSeq names its product histamine H2 receptor. NCBI's taxonomy places the organism in Eukaryota, Metazoa, Cnidaria, Anthozoa, Scleractinia, Pocilloporidae. The record is from RefSeq and is a predicted model, not a curated record. Gene Ontology annotation, molecular function: neuropeptide receptor activity. Gene Ontology annotation, cellular component: plasma membrane. Gene Ontology annotation, biological process: neuropeptide signaling pathway.
AACAAUAUUUUUCAUUUAUUAUACUUUUGAAUUUUCUCUAUAUUCUGCUUUCUUAUUUCUUCAAGAAGGAUAUGACCUCUUCUGGCGCAACGAGCAAGGUUAAAGAGCUUAUGCGCUCAAAGGAGCUCUUGUCACCAUAAAAUCCUCUCAUUAACGCCUUUAAAAAUGAAGGAAAAUUAAAAGCAUGCCGCCUGUUGUUCUUUUGGAAACAUCAGGCUUUGCUGGAUUACUCAGUCCAAUAGAUUGUUUAUGAUCGAAUAGGAUGUUAAUGAUACUCAAGUCAUUUGGGAAACCAAUUCAGUCACUCACUACACCUGCAUGCUGGUGGAACCAAAUUUCCACUGCGCGUAGCUGUAAAAAAAAACUUGCCAGUUUAUUCAUAUGUAUUUUUAAUAGGCAUGAGUUUCGUUUACUUCAACAACCACCGCUAAAUUUAUAUAACCGUGAUGGCAGCAAACACGGCUGCUAACAUCACCAUGGCUACAGUUAUAGGAGUGGGAAUGGUUCUUUCCAUUACAGGCAAUGUUAUCAUUGCGUACGUUUUGAUCAAACGUUGGAAAAUAUUACUCAGAAAUCGUCCAACAUAUCAGUUUAUUCUAAACUUGGUUCUUUCGGAUCUUGUUGUUGGUGUACUGUUCUGCCCUUUCGAGUUUACCCGCCAGCUGUUCGGCAAAUGGAUUUUUGGAAAAACACUUUGUAAGAUCAUCGAUUAUGUCGAGAUCUCGGCUGCUGCCACUACUGUGAUCUCACAUGCGCUGAUCGCAGUUGAUCGAUAUCGUUCUUUGGUUCUACCGUAUCUACCCAAACUUAAACCCAGACUCGUCAAACAACUAAUAGCCUCCUCAUGGAUUGUACCUGCUAUGGUGUCUUCUCCGUACUUGUACAUGUACACAAUUAUCGAUCAUCCGUUUUUCCUCCAAGAUCACUUUCCGCUAUGCACACCAACUGCCAUUCCAAUACAAUGGCUCGACAAACUUUAUGAAGCUGUUGAGUUUGGCUUACUUUUCUUUGCCCCUUGCUGUGUUAUUUGCUGGUGUUACUAUCACGUGAUCAGGGUUACAUUUGGAAGACGUCCUAAUCGUACACCAUCGGCAAGGUUUCCUAUAGCGGAAAAGGCUCUUCGACGGAGCAGGAAACGAGUGACGAAAACGGCCUGCUUAAUCGUAGUCGUUUUUUUUAUCUGCUGGUCUCCGACGUUUCUCUUAGGCAUUUGGAGGAUUGCGUCUGGAACUGAAAGUGUACACCAUGGGCACACACUGUACGAGGUUUCGUUUUUCGGAGCAAUUUUCAACGAAGUCAUCAAUCCCGUCAUUUACAGUGUUUAUGACCAAAACUUGAAUAUCAGCGACCACAUUUGUUGCCGCCGAAGGGUUUUUAACGAGACAAGCCAAGUCCAUCUCUCAAAAAAUUGCCAGGGAAUGAAUCAUCAUAUAAAUGUUAUUAUAAAUCAGGCGCGUGUUGCGGAAGUUUCUUCGCGGUAGAUUAUUUCAUUGUUUGCACUACAUUACUGAGACAAAAACUGAACACAAAUGAAAAAUUAUGAACUUAAAACGCUAACUUGUUUUCUUUUCAAAAAUUUUACCAAAAUAAAACUUCAGUGGUAACAGAGAACAGUCUUGCAGCUGUUAGUCGAUUUUGAAUUACUUUUGC